AUAAGUUUGAAUAAAGGCACCUUUUUUUAUGUUGUAAACAAUCACUUUCUUUUUCUUUAUUCCUUUUUCUUUUUUUUAAAACGUUUUUUCGUCUCAACUUGUGUGAAUAAAACACUGUAAUUGAUCAUCUUGCAACGUAUUAUUUGUCAACUAUGUCUCAAAGACACACUAGCAAUCAUAAAAGCAACAAUAAUAACAAUGCCAGAAGUAGAACUCGAAAGACAAGAACACGAACAAGUCUUUACUCUGAUGAGGACAGCAGUGUGAGCGAUGGCAAUUCAACAACAAGGUGCAUAUGUAAGCAAAGCCAUAGUGCUGGUCUUAUGGUACAAUGUGACAAAUGUGAGGUAUGGCAGCACUGUUCCUGUAUGGGCUUGCAAGCAGAAAAGUUACCAGAACAGUAUUACUGUGAACUCUGUCGACCUGAUUUUCAUCAACUCAUAAAGAACCCGAACGGAAGACCAAAGCGACUUUAUGAUGCAACAGGUACGGAUUCAGCACCAUCCGAUAAUAAAAUCUCCGAAACAAAAGGGCCAAUCAAACGACGCCGAAAGACAAAUACCAGAAGUACGACAUCAGCAACAGCAACAGCAACUUUAAAUGUCACGCCUUACUGGAACCACACGGAUGGUAAGCCUAACGAGGAACCACCUAUAUCUGCCAAAGUGAAAUACCCAAAUUCCAAAAUGACAAUUACGGACAUGAACAAGAGAACGCAGCAGAUCAUGGAGUAUCUGAUGAAAUUAAAGAAUGAGCAACCGCUUAUUCAAACACCCGGUAGAUCAAGAUCCUAUUCCACGUGCUCCUCCCUUAGCAGUGUCUCGACCCCAACAGACGGUGCUCCUUUGACACCUACACUUUCUGGAAAAGACGAUGAAGAAGAAUCAAUAGAAUUGAUUGAAAAAAUAAGUAAAGAUAUCAUAGAGUUUCAACAAAGAUUUGGAAUUGUAAACCAACUGUAAAUAUGCACACACGUCUUGUCUUUCUCCCUUUUUCUAGACACAGACAUACAUCAUCUCCCUAUAUAUGCUACUUGGUUCCAUAGUGAUAUAAAUAGAAAACCA
This is a messenger RNA of Rhizopus microsporus ATCC 52813, 1064 nucleotides long. RefSeq lists its product as uncharacterized. Bases 153 to 962 code for a protein of 269 amino acids. Lineage: Eukaryota; Fungi; Mucoromycota; Mucoromycetes; Mucorales; Rhizopodaceae. Gene Ontology annotation, cellular component: Rpd3L-Expanded complex; Rpd3L complex. Gene Ontology annotation, biological process: negative regulation of silent mating-type cassette heterochromatin formation; negative regulation of rDNA heterochromatin formation. The record is from RefSeq and is a predicted model, not a curated record. The transcript has 5 exons.